UUUUCUCCCUUGCAUUUCUCUCUCCUCUUCUCGCCAUGGACGGGUAUAUAUAUGGGCGCAAAGGCCCCGCCAGAGUAGCUGUUGUUUACCACAGCACAGUACUUGUUCGAUCCCACCAGCAUACACAAAAGACACCGAUUCAUUCCAGCACAGUCCGAUCCUUUAUCUGUACCACGAUACCAGCAUCGAGCAGCAGUAGCACGCAGCGGACUGCAUUUCAGCAUGGGUUCUUGGGUGCGCACCAUCACGACGCCCUUCAGGAAGAUGCUCAACCCGCAGCGGGACGGCAAGAAGACGCCGCGCCACCACCACCCCCAAUCUCCUUCAUCAGCCAUGGAGCACAGCGGCGAGAUGGAGAGGUCGCAGCUCUACGGCGAGGUGAUGGCGUGCACGUACGAGGACGUGCAGGUCAUGUGGUCCAUGCUCGACAAGGCCAGGAUCUGCAGCGCCGCAGCCUCGUGACCUUGCUUCGUCCACAGACCCAUCCGAUCCGUCCGUCCAUGGCGAUGACGACCUGAUGACGAGAACGAGAUCGACCCACCAGUACAUACAACACAGCCAUAGCCAUUCAUUGCAAAGCAAGCUCUUGGCGACGACGACUGCGGGCGAACUGCAGCGCGAGCUCUUUACCUGCAGAUCAACUGCUGCCGAGGCGGCAUGCAAGUUCUCAAACUUUUUUUUUUCAUUUAGUUGAGUUCGUGUGGCGUAGCACGAAUGGUGGUGGUGGAGUCUGAAUCCCCAUUGCUGGCACACAAGGGUCAUGGUGAUGAAAGGUGUGCUGGCUGUCUUGGAGAGAUUUAGUGACUGACGCCAUAACAUUAGCUUAGGUGUUGCUGCUUUUGAGGCCAUGCACGAUGCUUUGUUUCCUCUUAUUUUCUGUUUUGGUGUCAGAGAUGCAUGUAUUCAUCAUCCGAUGCAUGAGCUUAUAGAGUACUCCACUUUUAGAGAUC
Molecule: messenger RNA, 950 nt
Organism: Panicum virgatum (switchgrass)
Lineage: Eukaryota; Viridiplantae; Streptophyta; Magnoliopsida; Poales; Poaceae
Exons: 2
Coding region: 223-462 (79 amino acids)
Source: RefSeq, a predicted model, not a curated record